AUGGCUGUUGGUGGCAACGAGUUAGAACAAUUGAUGAGCAAAUUAGAUGCUCUGAAGGACAAACUAAAAGAAGUCGAGUACAGUGUGAAAAAUUCAAUCAAGGUGAUGGAUUUAAAACUCAUGUCCCCAAAGCUUGCGGGAAUUGAAAAUAAUAAUGAAGGAGCUUGCCGCUUUUUGCAGGAAACGGAACAACGUAUGGAGAAAACUUAUGCCAAACUUGAACAAGAUAUGAAAGAAAGAGACGUAACUCUCCAGAUGAAGUUAUCACAAUUAGGAACAAAUAUGCAAACGAUGGACAGUACAUUGCAGGAGGCAAUGAAGCAAGGGGUGCAAAAUCUGAAAUCUACUGAAGCGAAGUACUUGUCAAAAUUCGAUGAACUGGAAAACAAACUGAUAAGUAAAACGAAUAAUGUUGAACAACACCGUAACGAUCUGGAAAAUGUGGCAACGGUUGCGGCAAUCGAGUAUACGACACAAGUAGAUGACAUUGUACAUCCUAUCUAUUCGUGUAGACAAGUGACAAACAUAUCUGGCACGUAUCUGCUCCGUUCAGGGGAAGAUUCUGAACCAUUCGAGGUGUUCUGCGAGCAAACUAAGUUCGAUGGAGGCUGGACAGUAAUACAGCAUAGGUAUGAUGGUAGCGUAGAUUUUUACCGGAACUGGACGGAAUACCGGAAUGGAUUCGGCAAUGUCGAUGGUGAGUUCUGGCUGGGCCUAGAAUAUAUGCACCAGAUGACCAAAAGCCGAUCGCACGACCUGAUUGUUGAGGUCAAAGAUCUGGAGGGCAACUACGGAUACGCUAGGUACGACGAGUUUGAGAUCGGUAGCGAAGCGGAAUAUUACGCGUUGAAGAAGCUAGGAGCAUACUCCGGAACGGCAGGAGAUUCGAUGAGCUUCAGUAGGGAUACAAUCAGUGGAACGUGA
This is a messenger RNA of Anopheles coustani, 924 nucleotides long. Its product is annotated as angiopoietin-1-like. The record is from RefSeq and is a predicted model, not a curated record. NCBI's taxonomy places the organism in Eukaryota, Metazoa, Arthropoda, Insecta, Diptera, Culicidae. Bases 1 to 924 code for a protein of 307 amino acids. The transcript has 3 exons.